UCCCUCCAUCUGCUCUCUUCCCUAUCUGUGUCCAUCUCAUUUAGUCUUUCUUGCUGGAUCUCCAUGUUGUGGCAUGAUCUUCACUUUGGUUUGGGUUCAUUUCUUUCAAAGUGCUGGCGCCCUGAACUUUGUUUUUAAUGGUUCUCAGCAGAAAUUGCCGUAAGAAAACUAAAGAAGGAAGAGGAACCAAGGGCCUUUGUGGUGAGAGAGGGUGCCAUGGCCACAUGCUCUCUGUCACUCUCUUGUUUGUUUUACCUCGCACUGGUUCAAAGCCGGAUUUUAUUUCCACAUUGUGGAUUUAAUUUGGCAAUCUUUAGCUGCUGCCGUGUCACCUUUAAGUUCCAAGCUCUGGUAAUUAGUGAGCUCCAUCUCCCAACAUCACAAGGGUUGUGUUACCAUGGCAACUAGCGAGCAGAGCUUUGUGAGUGCUACCGAGCAUCAGUGUUCAGCGUCUGCACAGAGAGAGGAAGAGACGCAUGUUAAGGCCCCUCUCACGACUAUGUAUGUCCACAGCAUUCCUGCCCCUGGCCUGCAGCCAUAUCCUCAGGCCAAACCUGGAGCCUUGCAGGAUGCAACGGUUGUACCACUGUUCCUUCAAAGGAUGCAUAGCAACUCGACUCUACCCUCUCUGACACUGCAUAUUGCCAGCGGGGCUGUUUUGCAACAACAAAGGCUAGUGGCUCCAGCAACCUUGGGCAGACUUAAGUCUGUUGGGAAGCAUAUUUGCCCACAGUGCGGUAAGGACUGUCUGAAGCCCAGCGUGCUUGAGAAACAUCUUCGUUGCCACACAGGAGAGCGACCAUAUCCCUGCACUACCUGUGGCAUUUCCUUCAAGACGCAGAGUAACCUUUAUAAACACAAGCGCACCCAGGCUCAUGCCCGCCUUUCCAGCGAAUCUGACAAAGGCACCUUCAGCAGCCAGGAGAGCACGGAGAGUUUAAAGGACAACUGUACUAGUCCAUCCUGUGAGAUGAAUGGUGGGGAUUCAGCAGACAUGAAGAGAAGCAAAGAAGUUCUUUGUGUAGUGACAAUACCGAGUCAGGUAAACUCUAUAGAGACUAAGACAAUGUCUGUAGAAUGGGCACUGCACAAUGCUGCUAUGGUUGGAUUAAGCACAACACCAGCACUUCAAGACAACGUAAAUUCUUUGAGAAAAACUGUGGAAUUAUCAGAUGGUGUGAAAAAUAAUCCUGCUGUCCAGGAGACAAGUGCACUGAGUGAGGAUGGAUGUACACAGCUGACUCCAAAUCGUAUGCCUCUUCAGAGGCAGGAAGCUUUAUUUUCCAAACCGUGGGAUUCCCCCAUGUCCCGAGGAAAAUCUCAAAGCCACGACAGUACAGACUCUGGCUUCAGUGAUAGCAGUGAGCAUCAUUCAUUCAGCAGUCCUGGAGCAAGUUUGCAUUAUCCCAGUAUGGAAUCAUUGACAGAAACCACUAUGGAACGGCAGGAACCAGGCAUCUCCCAGACACACUCAGAUAUGGCCCCUAACUCCAAAUGCAAGGUGUCUAUUCAGGAGAAGCAGAAGCUGGAAGAACGGAUUUCAAAGCUUAUAUAUGAGAAUAGUGUGUUGGUGGAUAAUAAACAAUUGGAAACUGUGCGGCCAAGAAAGACAAUAUUGUCAAAACAAGGAAGCAUCGAUCUUCCUGUGCCAUACACUUAUAAAGACUCCUUCCAUUUUGAGAUAAAGAGCAGCAAGCAUAACUCAAGCUCACAAAAUCAAGACAGAGGAGGUGGGGCAAUUCACAGCUCUGUGCCUACACAGCACUCCACUGGCUUGGAGCAUGCACCAUUAACACGAAGCAGUUCUUUACCCUUCCCUAUGGAUGGCAAACCUACUGAUGGAGCAAUGAAUUUGAAUCUUAGCAGACGGUGCAGUGCAGGGCAUGUUUACCCAUUAAGGUCAUCAGACCAACAAGCACUAUGUCAUCGCUCACUAGUUAGGCAGGUAGCGGUAGAUUGUCUGCCUAAUGCAGAGGGAUCUCCACUUGAAAGAAGUAGUAUUAGCAGUCUAAGCUCGGAUGGAGACAGCACUGAUGUUGGAACAGAGCCAACUAUAAAAGGAAACUACAGGAAGAAAGCCCGAAAAUUUGACUACACAAAAUGGCACACUUACAAAGGUGGGACAUUUACGAAACUCUACAAUACUGAGAAAGACUGUACACUGAAGGCGAAAAAGACUACACUGAAUUCUGACCAAAGCCUGGGAAUUCAAAUUAGCCAACAGAAGGACAAUGGAUCCGUGUCUCUGAGCUUUACUUCUUGUUCUGUUGUGACCUUACAAAAUGACUUUAAGGUGUCAUAUACCAGCUUUGAAAAUAAUAAGGGGGGAGACAUGGAAAGGGAUGAAAUAAUAACACAACACACUGACAUUCAUAUCCCAUCAGAGAGGAAGAAACAGCGCACUGGGAAUGAUGUGCAAAUGCUCAGUAUUUCAGAUCGUAGAACUGGAGAGGCAAAUGGAAAUCUGCGUGGUUUAUUUAGUCAGUUACCUCUGUCAACUUGUGCAACGUACGGUUCCAUCACAGUUCCGGCACAAAAGGUCAACAUGCAAAAUCUCCACCCGCAAGGUAGCUUUAUACAUCACUUGUCAAAUCCAAGUCAGUUCCUUGGUAAUACUCUUAGCCCUGCUUUUUGUUUUAUCAAUGUGAGUGGGACAUCUGGCACACCGUCUGGUUCUAUCAGCAGCCCUACUGUCCCUGAAGCCAAGACCAGCUUUCCUCCUAAAUAUCAGCUGAAGAUUCCGUGUUCCACAGAUGGAGUGUCGGCUUCUUGCUCUGGCUCCGCUUUGGAACAUAGCACUUGCUUAAAUGUUCCGGAUCUCAGGCAAAGUCGACAAACUACAGUGCAGUGUCAUCUUGAGAACAGUGUCCUACCCUCAAAGCAGUGUCAGGGUGUUUCAAUAAUCACGACCUUUGACCAGAGUAAACAAGAUGUAUUGUGUGCAACAACUUCAAUGCCUAUUUUAUCGCUUUCCUGUUCAGAGCUAAAUCAAACAAAUACUUUAUCCAAAUUCCUGACACAGGUUCAGUCUGCCACACCUACAUCAAUUUCAUUUGUUUCUCCACCAGUGCAGCAUCAAAUAUCUUUGUUGCAGAGCAACUGUGCAACACAUGUGGUAGAAAACCCGUCAACAGGUUUUGUAUCAUCAACCUCAGAGAACACUCAGCCUGUUACAUCACUGAACACGUCAACAGUGAGUUAUUGUUCAGAAUCUGGUAUACAAACCUGUUCUUCAGUAACUACAACACCUACAGUACAAAACCAUCCUGUCUCCCCUGUGAAUGAAUCAGGAAAACCUCUUGGUCUUACAGGGGACACCAAAUCCAAAGUAUAUGAGGAUACUCUGAAAAGCACGGCCUCUAAAAUGGCCACUGAUGACUUUCAAGGGCCUCAGUCUGAAGGAAACAUGAUACAUCUAAAUGGGUCAGCAAAGGCUCAAAACACAUUUUAUGUACGAACGGCAGACCUCCAGAUAGUCAUGCAGCUCAUUUCUGAUGAACAGCUAGCGCUGAUAGAGCCUCAUAUUGAAACAACAACUUCAAGCACUUUAACAAACCAGACAACACUUUCACAGGAGGUGUAUAGCAAUGAUGUGACUCAUGUGUGCAUGGCACAGGAAAUGGUAAAUAAUGCUGAGGUGAGCAAAAAGAACGGUUCCAGUUGUGAAUCUGCCAGUCCAAUAAACAAAGCAGAAAUUGUUUGUAGUUUAAACUCUCAAAAUGAUAAAAAUUUUACAAAUGGAAUCCCUCGAUGUGUUUCAUCUUGGUCACGUCCACAGACAAAGGUUCAUAUCUCAGCCUCAGUGGGUUACAAAAAAAAUUCAGCUGGACAAAUGUAUGAACCACAGAAGAUACCUGAGAAUUCACAGGAGAGAAAAUCUGCUGGGUUUGAAGUUACCACAGAGACACGCCACAAACUAGUGGCUGGAGACAAACUAAGUGAACCUCAUUUAGUGGACAGUAACUACUUUAGACGAAGAAAUGACAAAGAGCCCCAAAACUGUUCUGUCAAUAACCAAGAUUCUGACAACUCCUCUGAGGACCAAACAUUCAUAGAGACAUCCAGAGAUAAAGAGCUGUUCUGUUUAAUGGAGCCAUUGGAGCUGAAUCACACUAAAACUAUAACGAAUACUAAGCCAGUAGAGCCAAAUGAAACAGGCCGCCUCAUGCCAGUCUCAUUAUCAGGAAACUAUGACUUUAGAAACUCUACUGCAGAAUCACAUCAUAUGCAAAAAGAGCUAAACUCCACAAUGCAACCCAGUCACAAGAAUACACACUGGGCUGCACUGGGCUGCAUGUCUGCCUUUGCUCUAGGCCCAGGUGACUUUGGGAAUGACACCUAUAGUGAAGUGAAGCAAUCCUGUCCGAUGCUGAACAGGACAUCUAACGUUCAUAGCAUUCUUCAAGACAGUACCAGAUGUGGAGAUGUCCACACACACCAUGACAAUCUGGAAAUAUUCACAGGACCUGUGGAGGAUGGUACCCUCAAAAGCUUGCGGUUUCAGAGGGACCAUAGGAAACAGAGCAAUGAAUCAAUCCCCAAAGAUCCUGAGAGUGUAGGUGCAGAGGGGGAAAGUGCCAGCACAGAGGUGGCUGACAAGAACAACACAUACCAAGUUUUCAAAGACAAUGGCAAAAGGGACCAAAGAAAGGAAGAUGCAACUUCUUGUGAGGAGCAUCAGACAUUUGCUCAAGCUCAACAACAUGUCUCUCGGGAAGUGUCCCUCAACAUUUCAGAACCACUUCAGCAUGAAAAAAUUGGAGUGUUAAACAAUCCAGAAGCAUCUGUUUGCACAAACAAUGUUUCACAAACUUUUCAACAUCAAGGUCAAGGGGAAUGUAGCAACACCGGAAAAGACAGCAUGGGUGAAUAUUUGGGGAACAGUCCUUCUCAAGAGACAAGCCAAAAGGAGACAUCUUCACCAAAAUAUUAUAAUCCAACAUGCAGACCUCUUUUGGUACAUCCACUCAAAGUGAAUACAAUGCAAAAUGAAUUCCAAAAGGAGACACAGUCAAGGGGUCCUAUGAGCUACUGGAUUUAUUCAAAAGACAAUCAAGUACAGACAUCAAAGCACAAAAUGAGUGGCACAAUUGUAUCAGCCAGCAUUUUGCAAAAUAACGGUGGUGCUUCAAAGGCUAAGAUCAUUAAUGCAAGUAUUGCUUCAUCAUGCAAUGCUGGGCCCAGUUCUUGCAAUGCAUCACAUCAAAUGUCUAGUCAAAAACUACACACUCAUCAAAUAUGUCCCCCAGCCAUACAUAGCAACCCAGCAUAUUUAGGCAUCAGUAGUUACCUGGAACAUGAGGACAGUAACAGCAGCAGUGAUGAUGAGCAAAAACUAGUCAUUGAACUUGAGUAAGGUGGGAGUACACACAAAACAUGGCAAAACAUCUCAUUCUUACUCCCAAGGUGACUUGCCAUCAUUAGACUGACAUGAAAGACAUGGUAUUUUAUAAUCAUUAAUCUAUAUACUGGGGUAUAACUUUGUUAACAUGACAAACCGUAUGUUGAAGUAACAUUCAGAUCAAAGCUCAGUCAAAAUAAUGUUUUCAAAUAAAUAUUUUUUGGGGCGAAACAAUUGCUUUGCAUGAGGAACAAACCGAAAUUUAAUCAUGAUACAAGUCUGAAUUCUUAUGCUGAAAUCCUUCACACAUUCAUGAACUGCUGCCUGAAGAAGAUUUACCACAUCUUUGAUGUCAAAUGACAUUUCCUCUUUGUUUGUCUUUGUGACCUUCUGCAUCAUGCUGAAUUUUGGAUUUAUCUUUUCAAUGAGAAGUGGCUGUGUUUACUGAGAAGGAAGCUUUUCAUCUGUUAAAACCUUAUAUACUGUAGAGUGCUGCAAGUUUUCAUAGUCUAAGAUAGCUAUGGGUUCAAAAUGCAGCUAGUAAUUUAGACUUUUGUAGUGCUUUUUUGGUCUGUGCUUUCUCUCUUUUUCUUUGGAUAUAAUAAAAAAAUAAUACAUUUCAA
Cyprinus carpio (common carp) is the source of this 5964-nucleotide messenger RNA. RefSeq lists its product as uncharacterized. The record is from RefSeq and is a predicted model, not a curated record. NCBI's taxonomy places the organism in Eukaryota, Metazoa, Chordata, Actinopteri, Cypriniformes, Cyprinidae. The coding region runs from base 398 to 5356 and encodes 1652 amino acids. The transcript has 5 exons.